AGCGAAAGUCGAAGAUCUCGGCCUCCCGUAAGCUCAUGCUAAAGGUGAGUCUAUAGCCACACUAUGACCACAGCAAUAACACUUGACUGUUUGGCAACUACCUCAGUCAUAUGAGGCCAUACGCUUGAAAUACUUAAAUGUGUUAUCAGAGCUUAAUGGUGGCCAAGGCGAAGGAAGAGAUCGAGCAGGAGUUUGUGGAUAAAGAGGAGGAGAAGGAGAGGUAUCUGGCAGUGAGAGCACCUCCCUUACAGACCGGUGGUAUGUCCUUUGCUGAGCUCCAGGUACUCCUAUCCAUACACACAUUCAGUAAACCUAUUGACUACAUUGUCCUGGGUACUAGUUCAUUGCUAAUUCUAAUUUCCCCAACAGAAGUUAUGUCGGGAGUUACAUGCCAAGGUUGACGUGGUGGAUGAGGAGCGAUACGACAUUGAAGCCAAAGUCAAACACAACACCAGAGAGGUACAGUAGUCUACAUGGUGCUGCUUGAAACAUACCUUCUAAAUGUGGUUCAUUUAGCCACGACAUGGUCAACUCCAAGGGCUAACGUUAAACAUGGUGUAAUCUGAGAUGCCUGUUGUGUAGCCCAUAGAGAAAGAAUCCAUUUUAGUUGUAUCUCUAUGAUGGUCUACCUCUUCUUUCCACCUGUCCCACAGAUCAAGGACCUGAACAUAAAGGUUUUGGACCUGAGGGGGAAGUUCAAGCGGCCCAACCUGAGGAGGGUAAGGGUCUCUGCUGACGCCAUCUUGCGCUCCCUCCUGGGCUCCAAACACAAAGUCUCCAUGGACCUUCGGGCAAACCUCAAGUCAGUCAAGAAGGAAGACACAGAGAAGGUAAGUUUAGUUUUACGUGGUAGAUUUAGUGGGUCAUCAUCAGAUCAAAGGCAGCAGGCAAUAGUGUGAUGCAACGAUGAGUUUUGCUAUGUUUAUGAGCUUUAUUUCAAAUGUCAAUAUUUCCCUCAACCAGAGGUAAUCUAUAUAUAAAUGACAGGAGCGAACAGUUUGUUUUUGUAACUUGAAGCUGACCAGCCGUAGGGGCUGAUAUACUAACACACUGACAUCCUACUGACAUGACAGUGACUGCCAUUGUGUGUGUGCUCUGCAGGAGAAGACAGUGGAGGUGAGUGACUGGAGGAAGAAUGUGGAGGCCAUGUCUGGCAUGGAGGGAAGGAAGAAGAUGUUUGACGCAGCCAAAGGCCCCACUCAGUAG
Coregonus sp. 'balchen' is the source of this 1206-nucleotide messenger RNA. Lineage: Eukaryota; Metazoa; Chordata; Actinopteri; Salmoniformes; Salmonidae. The record is from the annotation of a GenBank genome assembly.